AUGAAGUCCUACGUUAUCGCCACUGCCAUUGCAGGCUUCGCCUCUUCCGUUGCUGCUCACGGUAACAUCGUUAACCCUACUCCUCGAAAAGCCGGCAAUGGUCUGAAGCAAGCUUGCGGUGACCAGGUCUUCAACACUCAGAAUUCCGACAUGUACGGCAACGUCCAAGGCUCUAUCCAGAACUUUCAGGGCAGCCGCCCUGAUUGCCGUAUCUGGCAAUGCAAGGGUAUUCCGUUCUCCGAUCACACCCAAGUCUACUCCUACACCCCCGGCGAGGUGGUAAAGAUGAACGUCACCAUUCGUGCGCCUCACGACGGUCAUGCCAAUGUUUCCGUCAUCGACCUCGCUACCGACAAGGUCAUCGGCAAGCCCCUCAUCAGCUGGGACAAGUACGCCUUGACCUCUGUUCCCCUCAGCCAGCACCCCGAGUGGACCGACUUCAGCAUCACCAUGCCCGACGUCAGUGAUCACUGCAACAAAGCUGGUGUCUGUGCGAUCCAGUGGUUCUGGGAUGCACCCACCAUCAACCAGACAUACGAGUCUUGUGUAGACUUCACUAUGGGUGCUGGCUCCGGCUCAGAUUCCGGUUCUGGCAACUCCACUGCUCCUGCUCCUUCUCCAGUCGACAACUCCGGCUCUGCCCCUGCUACAUCGCCUUCUGCUUCGCCUGUCCCAGUCGAAGGCUCCAGCUCCGACUCUGGCUCCAACUCUGGUUCCGGUUCCGCGCUCCCAAAGACCUUCACUCUCGACACCUUCAUCACCUGGCUCCGCACCAAUGCCGGUUCUGGUGUUGCUAACAAGGUGCGCAGUGUCAUGGCCGCCGGAGGCGUUCAUCCCCGAGCUUUCCGUGGUUAA
Bipolaris maydis ATCC 48331 is the source of this 855-nucleotide messenger RNA. RefSeq lists its product as uncharacterized. The record is from RefSeq and is a predicted model, not a curated record. Lineage: Eukaryota; Fungi; Ascomycota; Dothideomycetes; Pleosporales; Pleosporaceae.